Molecule: messenger RNA, 3628 nt
Organism: Trichechus manatus latirostris (Florida manatee)
Lineage: Eukaryota; Metazoa; Chordata; Mammalia; Sirenia; Trichechidae
Gene: USP31
Product: ubiquitin specific peptidase 31
Exons: 1
Coding region: 703-2286 (527 amino acids)
Source: RefSeq, a predicted model, not a curated record
UUAUAGUCAACAGUUACAGGCCGACCUACAUGUGGUAGAGAGUGAGGGUCAGGGGGUUGUGGGUUCUGGUUUUAGCUCUGCCUCAUUGUUUAUGUGAUCUUGGGCAAGGCACUUCACUUCUGUGAGCCCCAAAUGUCCUUCUGUGAGAUGAAGAAGCUGGAUCAAUCGCUCCCAUUAUUGACCAUUUGUGGAGUGCCAGGUGCUCUGCCGGGCACAGGACAUUGAAGAUUUUAAUUCUCACAGUAGCCCUGUGAAUUAGAACAGGUGUCGGCAAACUAUAGCCCACAGGCCAAAUCUGGCCCCCUGCCUCUUUUGUAAGUAAGGUUUUAUUGGAACACAGUCAUGCCUGUUUGUUUACGUGUCAUCUGUGGCUGCUUUCAUGCUACAAUAGAAGAUUGGCCUGCAAAUCCUCAAGUAUUUACCGUCUGAGUUUCUACAGGAAAAGUUUGCGGACCCCUGAUAUAGAGCAAGAAGGUGAAGGGAAUAGUUUGCCAACCCCUGAGUUACAUUAUCCCUGUUCUAUAGGUGAGGGAACUGAGGCUGAGAAAAGUUAAAGUCUCAUGGCUAGUCCAUGACAGAGCCGUGACUGGACCCCAGACAUGCUGACUCUGAAACUCCUGCUCCUGCCAUUCCACAGGGCUUGCUUUCCUUCCAUCUUCAGUACCUUAAGAUUUAUUAGAACUGUUUUGUUGGUUUAGCUUAAUGGUGUUCUCUUUGUUGUAUUCAGGAGGAUUCUCAACUCGACCAUUUGUGAGAAGUGUCCAGCGUCAAAGCUUGUCGUCCAGAUCUUCUGUCACCAGCCCCUUGGCCGUCAAUGAAAAUUGCAUGAGACCUUCUUGGUCCCUGUCUGCUAAGCUGCAGAUGCGCUCCAGUUCUCCUUCUCGAUUCUCAGGGGACUCUCCAAUUCAUACCUCUGCCUCCACCCUGGAGAAGAUUGGGGAGGCGGUGGAUGACAAGGUCUCCAUCUCUUGCUUUGGUAGCUUGAGAAACCUUUCUAGCAGUUACCAGGAAGCCAGCGAUGGUCACAGUCGACGUGAGCACAAGGCUGUGGGCCGAGCCCCUCUGGCUGUCAUGGAAGGUGUGUUGAGAGAAGUAACAGGCACCUGCAGAUUGAACUCUGGUCUUGUAGAUGCACGGAGCAAAAACUCAGCACAAGGGGAUCGCUUGCCCCCUGUCUCUGAUCCAUUUGACAACAAUAACCAGAUUGCUUAUGUGGAUCAGAGCGAUUCUGUAGACAGCUCUCCAGUCAAAGAGGUGAAACCCUCAAGCCACCCUGGCUCACUCUCAAAGAAACCAGAGAGCACAACCAAGAGAUCCCCCAGCUCCAAAGGCACUUGUGAGCCAGAUAAAAGCUUGCGGAAGGGGAGACCAGUCUUGGCAAGCCAGGAAUCAUCUCUUUCAAGUACAUCUCCUUCUUCUCCUGUUCCUGUAAAAGUUCCUAUAAAGCCCUCCCGCUCCCGGAGCAAAGCAGAUUCUUCUUCCAGGGCCAGUGGACGGCAUUCAUCCCCUGCCCUGCCCAAAAAGGAGUCAUCCUCUAAAUCCCAGGACGCUCUGUCUUCUUCACCACAGAAGCAGAAGUCAGCCUCUUCCCUCGCUUACACUACUUCCGCACCUGCCAAAAAAGCCUCGGGCCCUGCCACAAGGGGGCCCUUCCCUCCUGGGAAGAGCAGGACUUCAGACAGAAGCUUAAGUAGAGAGGGUUCCAGACAAAGCCUGGGUUCUGACAGGGCCAGCAUCUCCUCCACCUCUAAACCCAGCUCUCCUUGGAUGGGUCAGGCCAGAGUGGGGGAGGGCAGAGGGGACAGCAAGCAUGUCAGGAGCUCUUCCAUGGCCAGCCUGCGGUCCCCCAACACAAGUGUGAAGUCUGGUCUGAAGAGGGACAGCAAGUCUGAGGACAAGGGGCUGUCCUUCUUCAAAUCAGCCUUGAGACAGAAGGAGACCCGGCGGUCGACUGAUCUUGGCAAGACAACCUUGCUCUCCAAAAAGGCCGGCGGGAGCUCUGUCAAGUCAGCCUGUAAGAGUGCAGCGGACGAGAAGUCGGAGAAGGGUUCCCAGCCUCCGGGUUCCCAGCAGCCCAGUGCAAAUGCAGUUGGAAAAGAGCGGCUUGCCUCCAAAGACCCUGCUUCUGCUAAACAUUCCCUGCUGUCAGCUCGCAAAUCCAAGUCUUCCCAGUUAGACUCUGGCAUCCCCUCGUCUCCUGGUGGCAGGCAGCCUGCUGAGAAAUCCUCAAAAAAAUUAUCUUCUAGCAUGCAAACCUCUGCACGGCCUUCUCAAAAACCUCAGUGAUACUUCUGCAAUCCAAGUGUUUUAUCUGUAAAAAUAUUUAUUUAAAAUCCCUCGCCUCCCACCAAAGCCCUCUAUGCUUUUGUUUUGUAUUUUUUAGGUCACGUGCCUGGUGUGUGUGCGUGUGUGUGCGCGUGUGAGGAGAAUUCAAUUGUAAAUUGUGAAAAGCGGGCGCCUUACUCUGCCAUUGAACCAAAUAACAGCCGUAGGGAAAGCAUUGAUACCAAGCUAACUGGAAUAAUUGUAGAUGAUACCCUGGAUGGUCCCUUUAGCAGCUGUACAUAUUUCUUUCUAGAGAACUCUAAUGACUUGUCGGACACUGGGGUUUUGAAACCUGUGAACCACUUACAGUAUUGUUAGUGUGCUCUGCAGAAGGAGGAGUUACUUGGCUUGGGUUUCAUCUGAGUAGGAUUUGUUUCCCUGCAGAUUAUCAUGUGGUACCAGGAGCUCUAAAAACUGUGACGCUAACUACCGGUGAAACAAACCGAGGGAAACUUGCUUUCUGCACUUUCGCCCCAUCUGCCAGUCUUUGUAAACGGGCAAUAUUUUAACACUAAUGUUUCUCAGGUAUUUUCUCCGCUAGUCUAGGGUGGCUGCGCAUCGGUGAACGGAUUAAAGAAGAGGGUGACAGGUGGGUGACCGUGUCAUUUCUCCUACUGCCACAGAUAGAAGUGUUAGAGGCAGAAAUGAAGUCGUUCACUCCCUUCGUAUCUGCAAAGAUGUGUGUGUCGUAAGCUGUCUUGGCUCUUAGGAUAUGCCCUACUAGGUGGCAAAUUGGAUAGCCAGAAAGCCAGUCAGUAGUAGUGAAAUUUUUCUUUCCUGCAUUUGCUAGCUAAGGCCAUGGGGGUUUUGAAAUGUAGUAGAGCAGUUCACACCUUUGAAAGAUUUCCUGGAAAAAAAUGGGUUCUGAACUGGAUGUGUGAGUCUGUGCCAUUUUCCUUAUCUGGUGUUGCUUUUUUUGUAUGUUCAACGUUGAAAGCUCCAUGCUGCCCUGCGUUUGCGUGCUCAUGUAUCCUUGUAACUUGGAGAGGACAGAUGCUGCCUAAUGCCAAAUGGGUGAUGGCAUGUUGAACAGUGUGUGACCGAGUGUCACGUGUGCACUUCUGGUCUGCCUGUUAGUCUUCGUGACAAAUGCUUCUCAGUAACUCAUUUAUUUCUUCUUUGGGCUGAAGAUUUAAUCUCGUAACCAGAACUCACAGGCAGGCUUGGAGUGUGUGCCAUCUGGCAGUGCUCAGUACAAACUGCAUUUCUUGUGUAGAAAAAAAGUGAACCUCGUAGAAAUCUCACACAUAAACAAGACACGGUCUUUCAAGCAUUUUGGAGGUAUCCUGGCAAUGCUUUCCUG